This is a messenger RNA of Chironomus riparius, 1604 nucleotides long. Lineage: Eukaryota; Metazoa; Arthropoda; Insecta; Diptera; Chironomidae. The record is from the annotation of a GenBank genome assembly.
UUUUUUUCUCUGCAUUUUAAUUAAUUUAAACGAUACAAUUUCGAGUUUGAUUCAUUAUGGAUAUUGUAAAAUCAGCACGAGUGCCUGUAAAUAGUUUGGCAAGCAUUGGAAAUUCACCAAAUGAUGAAAUCAAGCAGUUUCUCAACUCAUUCACAAAUGUUUUAAUUUCCUUGAAAAUAUCAAAGCACAAAUUCUUCAAGGACAUUCACCAGAAUUGCCAUUUCUUAGAAAACUUAUUAAAAUCAUUUUCUUUGGAAGCAACACCAUCGAUAAUUGUACACUUAGUUCUCUUACUAAAUUACUUGUCUAAGACUUCAAGUUCAACGAUCCUUAAUUCAAUGCAAUUUCAUUUUGCAAACAUUGAAACUAUUCAAGCAUUGCUAGCUGUCGUCGAUGCAAGUGCAAUUAAAAUACUUAUGAAUAAUAAUAAUUUUGCAUCCAACUGUGCAAAUGAAGUAAUUAAUGAUCGACUAAAAGAGAUUGAACAUUUAAAGGCUAGAUUGAAAAAUUUCUCAUUAACCGACUGUGAAUCAAUUAAUUCAUCAAUAUGUACAGAAAUCCAUAAAAUAAAAAGCUUCAAUUCCGAAAGUAACAACGAGAAGUCAUUACAAAUUAAUAAGAAACAAAGAGCAAUCAAAUGCAGGAAGAAUGUUGCAUCAGUAUUAAGAACUGGCGCAAUCAUGACAAAGAAAAUGAAAUUUAAUGAUGCAAUUGUGGAGAAAAUUAUUGCCGGUGGUAACAAUCCGUUUACGUUCGAGUCAAAUGUCAAGAAAAUCAUUAAAAUGGCACACGAUGAAGAAGUAAAUGAGAUUGAGCGUCGUCAUUUGCUGGGCAUGAUUAGCAAUGAAGAAGCGAAAAUUGCAAAAAUAGACGCAAUUAAAUGCAAACAAAAAGCAGCAAAUGAGCUAAAAAGGGAGAAAAGGCAUUUGCGGAAUCUAAUGAAUGAGGAAUUUGAGAGAAGUGUGUCAAAGUCUAAAGUCAUUGUACGAAAAACUCAUUUGAAUCGAUUAAUUCUAAAACGGAAGAAAUUCGAUGUGAUUUUCAAGAAAAAAAUUAAUGCUGAUGAAGUCAAGAAGAUUCACGAAAAAUUACAGCAUGAAAUUGAGGCAAUAAAGAAGACAGAGAUGGAGAGAAAAAUUAAAUUAAUUCAAAAGAUAAAAAUUCUAGAAAAGAGAAAAAAUCUGAAGGGAAAAUCGUCAAAUGAAUGCCUGAAAAUGUCAAUAGAUGAGCUGCGAGCAUCAAUAGUAAAACUACAGCAACAGAUAAAUCAUGAAAGAGAAAAUCGUCAGAAAAGAAUUCACGAAGAGCACAAUCGACAUAAACAGCUGAUACAAAAUACAGAAACGUUGAUUGAAAUUGGCCGUAAGCUUUAUCGUCAUCGCGAUCAAAUGAAAAAUGAAAAGGUUAAACGGCAUGCAAAUGUUGCGACUGCUCCAAAUCUCCUGAAGUUACGUGAGAAACUAAUUCAGGCGCGCAAAAUUGUCUCUGAUUCUAUAAAACUAUAAAUUUAUUGUCAUUCUGGAUAUAUUUUCUUUUUUUUUUGUCGAUCAUCCUCGAUGACUUUUGAGACACAAAAAAUUUAAAUAAAAAUUCAAUAAAAAUAA